AUGGCGGGCAACAAAUGCCCAAUGCUUCUUUUUCUCAACCUCCUUCUUCAGGUUUGUUCUUUUUUUGAAUCUCUAUAUAGAUUUCAGACAAGUAAAACUUAUUGAAAUUGUAGGAUUUCCACAUUUUUUUAAAAUUUGUAUUCUCUGUAGUUUUAGUUGAAAAAAAUAGUAUUUAUCACGUAAGAACUUUGAUAUUAGGCUUUCUAUUUGCUGAAAUGGAGAUAAUUUUUUUGAACAAAAAAAGAACAAAAUUAUAGUUGUAUGAUUUUUAUUUAAAAUUUUUCAGAGUUUUCGAAACUCUUUUUCUCAGUUUAAACGCGUUUUCGAGUCUUUUGAGUCAUCUAUUAGAAAUAUUGGAAAUAUUCGGUAUUUUUUUUUACAUUUUUCAUAGUUUUAAGUAGAGCAUUUUUCUCCGAAAUAAUCGGAAACGGAUGUUUUCCACAAUGAUUUCCCCUAGAUUUCAUAAUCCCAUGAACUUUCUAUUUUUUUCGACUCUGAUGAAUCGAAUUGAAUAAUAUUUUUCCGCCCACUCAACCUCUAUUUUUGGCUGUUUUCAGAUUCCACGCAAAGUUUUGUAUGCAUGUAUUUAUUUUCUCAUUCACUGGUCGGAUCUUGUACUUUUGUUUUCGAUUGAGCGUCUGAAAAUGGAUUAUUUUGCCAAGAUGAACACAAAAAUUAGAAUUAAAGAAAGAAAAAUUGAUAAAUUAUGGUCCGAAUUGCGAUUUAUUAAAAUUUAUAACUGAAAAAGAAAAUAUAUGUAUAUAAAUAUCACGAAAACGAAACCGAUUUCUAUUUCAAAAAUGUUCAAAUUAAUUAAAGAAAAUCUUUUAAAAUAUUUGACAGGGAUUUGCAGAGGUGUAAGGGUUCAGAAAUGCACUUUUCGUGACCAAACUAGUACUUCUUUCGAAGAAAAGCGAGUUUUUCAGACAAAAAAAAAAUUGAAUUAAGAAACUUUUUUUGAGAAACGCGGCGUAAAAACUCCUUUGAAUGACCUCCUGUUAAAAAAAUCCCCCAAAACUUGAAAAAAACGCAUAAUUUAAAGGUGGUUCUCUCGCUGACGUCAGAACUGUCCCGGUCGAUGAUUGUCAAGUUCGACCCUCCAGUCCUUCAUAACCUCGAAGAGCUCAAGGAGGAAACGGUCAACGUCACCUUGAGAUUCCCGAAAAACGAAUUCGAAGCUGAGAACGUCGAGAAAUUCUCCUUUCAGAUGAAGUAGUCAUUCCCGACUUUCUUCAUUUAUAUAUCCUUGUUUUUUCAGGUCGUUCAGUCCUGAAGUGGCUUCUGUCGAGGAACCAACCCUUGCCCUGACUCGAAAGGAAUUUAGUAUCCAGCCCGACAACUUUUAUGAGGCUGAGGUGCGGUUGAAAGAAGGAAAAUUUGAAAUUAUUGAUUUAAUUCUCAGGAAAGUGGAAAAUACUUGAUAAAAAUAAUUGAUUCCCCGACUUUUUUUCUAAAAGUUAAUGAAAUUUAAAAAAAUAAUGGAAAAAUAAUUUCAACUUUUUUUGAGAUUGUAGAGAUUUAGAAAAAGAUUUUUUUCAAAUAGGAGCUUCAGAAUCAACAAAAAAAUCGCUCCCACUCAAAAAGACAAUUUCAUCAUUUGAAAAAAAGUUGCGUGAAUUACUAAUAAAACUUACAUUUAAAAAUUCGAAUUUAGCCUGAAGUUUUUUUGCCAACUUUCUUUAACCUUGAAAAAAAGUGUUCUUUUGCAGCCUAGGUUAGAGAGUUUAUGUUAUUUUUAACUCACAAAAAAAUGGAAAAAGUUAAAGAGAAUAGAAUUUCGAAUUAUCCAAUGACCCAAAACAUUUUUUUAUUUGAAAGGAAAAACUGAAAAUAAUAAAAAAAUCGGUAUUAAAAAAAUUGGGCGAUUUUUCAAGAAAUAUUUGUUCAGACCGUUGUCAAAGUCAAGGGAAACAUGCUGGGAAAGACGGGAAUGAAAAAUUCGACUGGUACCGGCCGAAAAAUUGGCUCGACGUCGAUAAAGGAGACGAUGUAAGGAUAGAAGGAUAUUCAUCCGAAAUCUUCUUUAAAAAAACGAAACUCUAUUUUUAACCUUCAGAAAAAAAUUUUUUUAAAAAAACUUGGGAAAGGGUUUUUUUAAAUCAAUUAUAAGAAGAAAAAAAGUUGAUGCAACUUCAAAAAAAUGUUUUGCAGAGUUUUUUUAAAUAUGAACUCAGAGUUUUGUUUUUAUUAUUCUAUCGAAUCUUCUAGAAUUUCAAGAAUGAAGACUACGUUUCUCAGCAGUUCCAUGAACCAAUUCGAAUUACAAAAAAAUCAUAUUUCGAAUUCAAAGAUGUCAAAAAGGAAUGAGGGGGUUUUUAAUGCGGCCUCUCAUCAGAAAUUAUCGAGUCCUUUUUGCCCAUAUAUGGAAUUCAAAGAAACGACCUUUUUCAGCAGUUCCACGAACCAACUGAAAUGA
Messenger RNA from Caenorhabditis auriculariae, 2416 nucleotides. The record is from the annotation of a GenBank genome assembly. NCBI's taxonomy places the organism in Eukaryota, Metazoa, Nematoda, Chromadorea, Rhabditida, Rhabditidae.